Messenger RNA from Botrytis cinerea B05.10, 1421 nucleotides. RefSeq lists its product as hypothetical. The record is from RefSeq and is a predicted model, not a curated record. The transcript has 3 exons. Gene Ontology annotation, molecular function: hydrolase activity, acting on carbon-nitrogen (but not peptide) bonds, in linear amides. Bases 107 to 1060 code for a protein of 317 amino acids. Lineage: Eukaryota; Fungi; Ascomycota; Leotiomycetes; Helotiales; Sclerotiniaceae.
GGUCCUUCCGCCCCCCGCCCCCACGUUCACACCUCUGUUCCAAUUGCUUUCAACUUUCAAGAUUCUCGACAGCCAGCCGAUUUGAGAGAAUUUUGGCUCAUAGCAAAUGUUAAGCAGACUCCUUCAGAGAAGCUUCAAAACAGCAAGCACAAAAAUGGCAUCAGUAUAUAAGGUUGCGUUGGUGCAGCUUUGCCCGAAGCCUUUAGCUAUCGAUUACAACUAUCAAAAAGCAGUAGAGUUUAUCCGAAAAGCCGCUUCCAAAGGUUGCGACCUUGCCGUUCUGCCUGAAUAUCAUCUCACAUCAUGGGUUCCAGAUGAACCCGAAUUCCUGCAACUUUGUCACCACGACAUCACAUCCAAAUAUCUCUCUGGCUACCAGUCUCUCGCUUCCGAACUCAAGAUAUCUAUCGUCCCAGGAACCAUCUGCACUUUACACCCUGAAACUUCUCAUCUCCACAACACGGCUCACUUCAUUUCCCCCGAGGGCAAAAUUGUUUCUUCUUACAACAAGAAGAAUCUCUGGCAUCCUGAACGUCCGCAUCUAACCUCGUCUACAAAUGAUGCACACACCACUUUCGAUACUCCUCUUGGGAAAGUCGGUAUGCUUAUUUGCUGGGAUGCCGCAUUUCCGGAAGCAUUUCGGGAGCUUGUCUCUCAAGGCGCGAAAAUCAUCAUCAUCCCAACCUUCUGGACUCUCAGCGAUUGUACUCCUGCCGGGUUAGCACGAAACUCGCUUUCUGAAGAAUUGUUUGUUCAAUCUACACUAGUAUCCAGAGCGUUCGAAAAUACGUGCGGAAUCAUAUUCUGCAACGCUGGAGCCCCUGUAGGAAAGGGCAAGGAAGAUUCUGGAUUUUUGGGAAUCAGUCAGGUCACUGUACCAUUCCAAGGAGCUCUAGGCAAGAUGGGAAGGGAAGAAGGAAUGAAUGUGGUAGAGCUAGACAUGCAAAUUCUAGAAGACGCGGAAGAAGCGUACAAGGUACGCAUGGAUAUUGGGGGGGACGAUUGGCAUUAUGCACAUACGUUGAAGAGAGGAAAUAACAAUGAGGAAAGCAAGCUGUGAGGAACGUGGUUCGAUUCGAUCGUGCCUUGCUAUCAAAUCAUUGUCGAAAUACCAGAUCAACUCAAUAUCUCAAACUAACUAAAAUGAUUCUGGAGCAGUUCAUGAAUGUGGUGCCAAGGAGAGAAAAACAACCAACUGUUCAAAUUUUAAGUACUCUUUCGACCAUGAAAACAAAACCUAGGAAGAUUCAAUACCUCGUACGUACUGCUGUAGGCAUCAGAAAAUGGUUACUGAUGUCAUUGAUACUUCUUUUUAACUAUUACUCGACCAUGGUGCUUUUCGAAAUACUAAGUACUGGAAAACCAAACAUCUAGCUCCCGGUGAACUAUGAUGUACCUGAUAUAUCCCCAGUGAGGUGUCA